UUUUUGACUCAAUGAAAGCUAUAACGGCUACUUGAAAGACGACCGUUGGUUACGUGUACACAUAGCACGCUCACCGAGGCGCAUCCUUCCUCUUCUCUUUCUUUGUCACAAACACAACACAGCACCCUUCACACACUGCACAGUGCCUCCUUUCUAGUUUCUACUAUCUGCUUCUUCUUCUUCAAUUAGGGUUUUCCCCUUCUCCGAGAUCAGCGCCAACAUCAUGAACAUGAAUAUCUUCAAGAAGAAAACCUCACCCAAAGAGGCUCUGCGGUCAAGUAAGAGGGAAAUGGCUGUUGCAACCAGAGGAAUUGAAAGAGAGAUAGCAUCACUUCAGAUGGAGGAAAAAAAAUUGGUGGCAGAGAUUAAAAGAGAAGCAAAAACAGGAAAUGAGGCUGCCACCAGAAUCUUAGCUCGUCAACUUGUUAGGUUACGUCAACAGAUAACCAAUUUGCAGGGAAGUCGUGCUCAGAUCAGGGGUGUAGCAACUCACACACAGGCAUUAUAUGCAAGCACUUCAAUCUCUACAGGAAUGAAGGGUGCAACUAAAGCAAUGGUGGCAAUGAAUAAGCAAAUGGCACCGGCAAAACAGGUUAAAGUGAUCAAAGAAUUCCAAAAGCAAUCAGCGCAGUUGGACAUGACGAUUGAGAUGAUGUCAGAAUCUAUUGAUGAAACUCUAGACAAAGAUGAAGCUGAGGAAGAAACAGAAGAGCUCACUAACCAGGUUCUUGAUGAGAUUGGAGUGGAUAUUGCAUCCCAGUUAUCUUCUGCUCCCAAAGGGCGUAUUGCUUCAAGGAAUACUGAAAAUGUUGCUCCAAGACCAGCAGAAUCCCAAGAUGUCGAAGAACUUGAAAAGAGAUUGGCUUCUCUUCGAAGAAUUUAAAUCUCUGCUACAGCCUGUACCCAUAUAUAUGUUUCUUAAUGUACAAAUCAUUAUAUAUAGCAAUGGAGAGAUUGUACUAUUGGCACCUCUUUUAAUUACCAAUUUUAUGCUGUGAUGUGUGUUUGGAUAUAAAGAACUAGUAAAAAUAGUUUUAGACUGGAAUAUAUAUUACUAUCCCAAACAUUUAUUAUAUAUACUAUAUAGCAAUGGAGAGAUUGUACUAUUGGCACCCCUUAUAAUUACCAUUGAUCAGUUGGGAAUUUGUAAA
Messenger RNA from Glycine soja, 1151 nucleotides. Its product is annotated as vacuolar protein sorting-associated protein 2 homolog 2-like. Lineage: Eukaryota; Viridiplantae; Streptophyta; Magnoliopsida; Fabales; Fabaceae. Gene Ontology annotation, cellular component: multivesicular body; ESCRT III complex. Gene Ontology annotation, biological process: late endosome to vacuole transport; endosome transport via multivesicular body sorting pathway; protein transport. The transcript has 11 exons. The record is from RefSeq and is a predicted model, not a curated record. The coding region runs from base 224 to 883 and encodes 219 amino acids.